AAUCGUCUAAAAGAAAUUGAACACAAUCUCUCUAAAAUAAUGAGACUUGACAAUGAAAUUAAAGCCUUGGAUAGCCGAAAGAAGCAAAUGGAGAAGGAUAAUAGUGAACUAGAACAGAAAAUGGAAAAGGUUUUUCAAGGAACUGAUGAGCAACUAAAUGACUUAUAUCACAAUCACCAGAGAACAGUAAGAGAUAAAGAAAGGAGAUUGGUAGACUGUCAGCGUGAAUUGGAAAAAUUAAAUAAAGAAUCUAGGCUUCUCAAUCAAGAAAAAUCAGAGCUACUUAUUGAACAGGGUCGCCUACAGCUACAAGCAGAUCGCCAUCAGGAACAUAUCCGAGCUAGAGAUUCGUCAAUUCAGUCAUUGGCAACACAGCUAGAAUUGGAUGGCUUUGAGCGUGGACCAUUCAAUGAAAGACAAAUUAAAAAUUUUCACAGACUUGUGAGAGAGAGACAAGAAAGGGAGACAGAAACUGCCAAGCAGCUGAUGAAUGACUUUGCAGAAAAAGAGAAUCUGAAACAAAAACAAAUAGAGGAGAUAAGGGAUAAGAAAACUGGACUGGGAAGAAUAAUUGAGCUAAAGUCGGAAAUCCUAAGUAAGAAGGAGCAUGAGCUGAAAAAUGUGAAGUAUGAAUUACAGCAGUUGGAAGGAUCUUCAGACAGGAUUCUUGAACUGGACCAGGAGCUCACAAAAGCUGAACGUGAGCUAAGGAAGGCCGAGAAAGACAGCAAUGUAGAAACCCUAAAAACAGAAGUUAUAAGCCUUCAAAAUGAGAAAGUGGACCUAGAUAGGACCCUGCGUAAAUUGGACCAGGAGAUGGAGCAGUUAAACCAUCACGCAACAACACGGACCCAGAUGGAGAUGCUGACCAAAGACAAAGCAAAGGAAGAGGAGCAAUGUUUUGUUAUACCAAACCCUCGUAACGAUUUGUUGACAGAAUUUGUCUUAUAUAUGCCUACUCAAACUUUUCAAACUCUUUUCUCAUGUUUUAAAAUUAUAAUCCACGUUUUUUCUUAUUUUAGCAAGGAGCUAGCUUCAGCUGAGCAAAAUAAAAAUCAUAUAAAUAAUGAGCUAAAAAGAAAAGAAGAGCAAUUGUCCAGUUAUGAAGACAAGCUGUUUGAUGUUUGUGGUAGCCAGGACUUUGAAAGUGAUUUAGACAGGCUUAAAGAAGAAAUUGAAAAAUCCUCAAAACAGCGAGAGCCAGAGUACUAA
Propithecus coquereli (Coquerel's sifaka) is the source of this 1212-nucleotide messenger RNA. RefSeq names its product DNA repair protein RAD50-like. Gene Ontology annotation, cellular component: Mre11 complex; condensed nuclear chromosome; nucleus. The annotation marks the transcript as partial. Gene Ontology annotation, biological process: telomere maintenance via recombination; chromosome organization involved in meiotic cell cycle; double-strand break repair. The transcript is spliced from 8 exons. Lineage: Eukaryota; Metazoa; Chordata; Mammalia; Primates; Indriidae. Gene Ontology annotation, molecular function: single-stranded telomeric DNA binding; ATP hydrolysis activity; G-quadruplex DNA binding. The record is from RefSeq and is a predicted model, not a curated record.